GUGAGAUAUCGGGACAGUUGUAAAGCCUCCCUGGGAUUAAGUGCUGCAACAGAAAAUUCUUCCGUUUAUUUAGAAGCAAACCUGUUACCCUUAAGCAAAAUAUCUAUGCUUAGGGCGCUUGCCCAACAUGAGAGAUUUCCACGACUCCCCGACACUGACGACAUUCGUAGAGCCAUUUAUACACAGCCUGAGCCACCUACGAUGAAUCGCCGCACAGCAACGCUGAUUCCCUUACCAAGAGAGACAGUCCUUAAGGAACUGAAGCGAGUAUGUGAUAUUAUUGGGAUACCUACUGAUCACCCUCGUGAACCUCUUUUAUGUCGUCGCAUUCGUCCAUGGGAAACCGAAUUAUGUCAUUUUAUUCGAUUU
Messenger RNA from Trypanosoma theileri, 369 nucleotides. RefSeq names its product putative mucin TcMUCII. The annotation marks the transcript as partial. NCBI's taxonomy places the organism in Eukaryota, Euglenozoa, Kinetoplastea, Trypanosomatida, Trypanosomatidae. The record is from RefSeq and is a predicted model, not a curated record. The transcript has a single exon.